CCGCCGCCGCCUCCGCCCCGCUCCCACCGGCGGCUCCGCUCGCCGCUCUCCAGGCCCGCCGCAACGCGGGGCUGGCGGGCAGAGCCGCCCCCGCCGCCGCCGCCGCCGCCGCCCGCGCCGCUCCCCUGCCCGGCUCGCCGGCCCCGGGCGCGGGGGAGCGGCCGAGCCCGCCCGCCGGGUGCAUGGACAGGAGCUCCCUGCUCCAGCUCAUCCAGGAGCAGCUCGACCCCGAAAACACUGGCUUCAUUGGGGUGGAGACGUUCGCCAGCCUCGUGCACAGCCAUGAGCUGCCCCUGGACCCCGCCAAGCUGGACAUGCUGGUGGCCCUGGCGCAGGGCAACGACGAGGGGCAGGUCUGCUAUCAGGAGCUGGUAGACCUGAUCAGCAGCAAGCGCUCGAGCAGCUUCAAGCGCGCCAUCGCCAACGGGCAGCGAGCGCUGCCCCGCGACGUGCUGCUGGAUGAGACUGGCCUGGGCUUCUACAAGCGCUUCGUCCGCUACGUGGCCUACGAGAUCCUGCCCUGCGAGAUGGACCGGCGCUGGUACUUCUACCAGCAUCGCACGUGUCCACCCCCGGUCUUCAUGGCAGCCGUCACCCUCACGCAGAUCAUCGUGUUCCUCUGCUACGGGGCCCGCCUGAACAAGUGGGUGCUGCAGACCUACCACCCCGAGUACAUGAAGAGCCCCCUGGUCUACCACCCCGGGCACCGGGCACGCGCCUGGCGCUUCCUCACCUACAUGUUCAUGCACGUGGGGCUGGAGCAGCUGGGGUUCAACGCCCUCCUGCAGCUGAUGAUCGGGGUGCCCUUGGAGAUGGUGCACGGCAUCCUGCGCAUCAGCUUCCUCUACCUGGCCGGCGUCCUGGCAGGCUCCCUCACUGUCUCCAUCACGGACAUGAGGGCCCCCCUGGUCGGGGGCUCGGGGGGCGUCUACGCACUCUGCUCGGCCCACCUCGCCAACGUCGUCAUGAACUGGGCUGGGAUGCGCUGCCCCUACAAGCUGCUGCGGAUGGUGUUGGCGCUGGUGUGCAUGAGCUCCGAAGUGGGUCGCGCUGUCUGGCUGCGCUUCUCGCCGCCGCUGCCGGCCUCGGGCCCCCAGCCCAGCUUCAUGGCACACUUGGCGGGGGCCAUUGUGGGCAUCAGCAUGGGGCUGACCAUCCUGCGCAGCUACGAGGAGAGCCUGCAGGACCAGUGCGGCUGGUGGGUCCUGCUCCUCUCCUAUGGCACAUUCCUCCUCUUCGCUGUCUUCUGGAACAUCUUCGCCUACGACCUGCUAGGGGCACAGAUCCCUCCCCCGCCGUAACCCACCUCCCUCUCCCAGCCCUUUGGGUUUGGGUUGCUGGUUGAGCCCCAGAUGAGAUGAAGGGGGGAGGUCCCCGCGCGUGACAUGGGGACAGGCCACCCCCCUGUUGCCUGCCCCCUCGGUGCUAGAGAGCGCGCUGCCCCCCGUGGGCUCCACCUCCCCUCCUUCAUGGGUUCCACCUGCCCCAUGGGCUCCAUCUCCCCUCUUUCAUAGGUUCUACCUGCCCCAUGGGCUCCAUUCCCCCUUUUUCAUGUGUUCCACCAGCCCCAUGGGCUCCAUCUCCCCCCACGGGCUCCAUCUCUCCUCUUUCAUGGGUUCCACCUGCCCCAUGGGCUCCAUUCCCCCUCUUUCACGGGUUCCACCUGCCCCAGGGGCUCCAUCUCC
Messenger RNA from Cuculus canorus (common cuckoo), 1685 nucleotides. It is a transcript of the gene RHBDL1, whose product is annotated as rhomboid like 1. The coding region runs from base 183 to 1301 and encodes 372 amino acids. The record is from RefSeq and is a predicted model, not a curated record. Gene Ontology annotation, cellular component: membrane. Gene Ontology annotation, molecular function: serine-type endopeptidase activity. The transcript is spliced from 8 exons. Lineage: Eukaryota; Metazoa; Chordata; Aves; Cuculiformes; Cuculidae.